UGGCGCGCUGCAGUUUGGCGCCCGGCGUCUCAGCGGCCCCUUGCCGUGGAAGCUACCUUGCUCCGUGUCACCGUGGCAACUCGCACGGCAGUUUCCGGAGGCGUUGGCCGAGGAACACCAUUUGGAACCCCGAGCUCCUGGGACCCUUUGGCAGCUGGGGCCUGGAAGCAGCGGAACCAAAGGCAGACGGUCCUCUGUUGCUGGGGCGGACGUGGGCCCAAUCUGUCCGUUCUCGCAAGUUUCCCCCAGGGCUGGGACUUGUGCGGGCGGCAAAUUCAGGUUCUCUGUCACCGUUGUGGUCGUCGCAGGCCCGAGUUAGAGGCCAACUGAGAAAUCUUCGUGCCUCAGAUUUGUUGAUCUACAGAAUGCUUCAAUACCCAUAUUUUUGUAGAAUCUAUAAAAAAUUUCUUUCGUGCUGGUUGGAAUCUGGCAUAUUUAAUUUGGGUGUCUGGCCAAAAAAAAUACAUGCUACAGCAGAAAGAUAUAAUGAAUAUGAAGCCCAGGAGCAAACAGAUCAAACUGGAGCUCAGGAGUUACAAGACAGAGAUUCUGAAGCGAUGACUAAAUUACAUAUUCCAGUGAUGGUGGAAGAAGUUGUUCGUUGUUUGGCACCACAAAAAGGGCAGAGUAAAUGCCUCCAACACGUUCAUCUGUUGUCAAGUGGAGUUAUUUUACCUAACGUACAGGCCGUGUUUUUUCUAGAUAUGACAUUUGGUUCAGGAGGACACACGAGAGCUAUUCUACAGAAGGAGUCAGAUAUUACUCUGUAUGCCUUAGACAGAGACCCAACAGCUUAUGCAAUAGCUGAACAGCUUUCAGAAUUGUACCCUAAACAGAUCCGAGCCAUCCUGAGCCAGUUCAGCCAGGCAGAAGCCUUACUAAUGAAAGCUGGAGUGCAGCCAGGGACUUUGGAUGGAGUUCUUUUGGAUCUUGGGUGUUCCUCCAUGCAACUUGAUGCCCCUGAAAGAGGUUUUUCCCUUCGGAAGGAUGGCCCCUUGGACAUGAGAAUGGAUGGUUGCAGGUACCCUGACAUGCCCACCGCAGCUGAUGUUGUGAACGCUUUAGAUCAACAGGCACUUGCAUCCAUCCUGAGAACAUACGGGGAGGAGAAGCACGCCAAGAAAAUCGCUUCAGCAAUCGUUCAGGCACGCAGCAUCUACCCCAUCACCAGAACCCAGCAGCUUGCCAGCAUUGUUGCAGGUGCAUUUCCUCCCUCUGCUACUUAUGCACGAAAAGACUUGCUACAACGAUCUACCCAUAUCGCUACCAAGACUUUCCAAGCUGUUCGCAUAUUUGUGAACAAUGAGCUCAAUGAACUUUACACAGGACUGAAGACAGCUCAGAAGUUUCUGAGACCUGGUGGUCGCCUUGUUGCCCUCUCCUUCCAUUCACUGGAGGAUCGCAUCAUCAAACGAUUCCUGCUUGGGAUAAGCAUGACAGAAAGGUUUAACCUAAGUGCUAGACAGAAGGUGAUACAAAAAUCACAGUUGGAUUCAGAUCAUGAAAACACGGAAGGAGUCUCUAUAGGAAGGGCCCCUUUAAUGUGGAAAGUGAUGCAUAAGAAGGUGCUUACUCCGGAAGAUCAAGAUGUCCAAGAUAACCCCAGAGGACGCUCAGCCAAGCUUAGAGCAGCUAUCAAAUUAUGAGAAAGUUAUCAUCAUCUGAUUCUUCAAGUUCUUCCUCACAGUUUCUCGUGUAAUAUUCCUGAACAGCCUAAUAUAAGAAAGUGUGGGAUAUAUAGAGAUAUGUACUAUAUAUGUGUGGAAAUAAGGGGUAUUUAGCAUUUUUUUCUCAAAAAGAAAAUGUAGGAAAUAUUAGCAUGACACAGAUAGCUCAAUUCAAGAUGCAGCAGUGUCUCAAAACUGGAAAAAUUGUUUAUCUUAGCAUUAUAUUUGACUUUUGAAAUGCAGUCCUUUCUCUAACCAGGAAAUUUUUUUAAAAAGAAGAAGAAGAAGGAGAAGAGAAGAAUAUGUGUAUUUACUUAACUAUGUAGAUUCAAGCUGUCAAAAGAGAGAUUAUAAUUAUAUCUGCAUGCCCAAAUUCUGAAUUUAGAUAUUCAGAUUUGCAACAGACUGUCUAUAACUCAAAUAAUUAAUAAUGAUCAUAAAAUGAAUUUUAAUUUUCCUACUUGGGAAUAAUUAAUUACUGCUAUAGCUUUCUCAAAUAUAGGCACUAUGAAAAUUUAAAAUAUUCAAGUAUUAUUUUAAAAAUACAUUAUACUGAUAAAUUUCAUUACUGAAAUUACAGUGUUCAUUGUUUUAAAGGGAUUUUUCAGUAUGAUAUGUGCCAUGUUUUCAUAUAUUAGCAACUAAAAAUGUAGAAUUGCUCUAAUAGCUCUCACAGAGAAUGUUUCACAAAGCCUAUAUUUAAAGUCAAUUGUGUUUAUUUUAAUAAUAGCCCAGAAUGCUUUUGAUAAAUAAAAAUCUCUCAUCAUUUGAAUCCUGCAAUUUUAAA
Messenger RNA from Balaenoptera ricei (Rice's whale), 2454 nucleotides. RefSeq names its product methyltransferase 15, mitochondrial 12S rRNA N4-cytidine (gene METTL15). Gene Ontology annotation, molecular function: rRNA (cytosine-N4-)-methyltransferase activity. The coding region runs from base 366 to 1646 and encodes 426 amino acids. Lineage: Eukaryota; Metazoa; Chordata; Mammalia; Artiodactyla; Balaenopteridae. The transcript has 8 exons. The record is from RefSeq and is a predicted model, not a curated record. Gene Ontology annotation, biological process: rRNA base methylation.